ACCAACCAAACUGCAGAACAACAGCCGACUUACAGUCAGACUGAAUACUACUAUCAAACUAUCAAACACAGUACUCAGUACUCAGUCUGAAGUAUCUCCUGAGUACUGCGGUCAGCUGGAGUACGCAGGAGGUCAGUUCAAAAACAGACUCUGUCAGAGGCGGACCGGAGUCAGACGGUGGCGUCCCCGAUGAAACCUCGGCUCAGUCUGAUUGGACGCUGAAUUAUCUCUGAAUUAUCUGUGUCGUCGGGAUAAUUACUGUGGGUUUCCCUGCAGACUUUGAACCAUCAGCACGUCCAGAGAGGGGAACAGAGACGCUGCAGUGAGGUCUGGACCGUAAUGGGAUAAGUCACACCGCAGAGUCCAAGGUCGGGGGGAGGAGAGGACGCUCUCCUCCAGAGCCGCUGAACAUCCACAGACAAACACGGUCAUGUGACCCUGGAGGAGUCAUCCAUGAUCACAGACCCACACAGGAACAAAGAGGUCUCAGUGUUGGACCUGAUCCUCAGCUGAAACCACAUGGCUGCUGGUUAUACUGGGUGAGCGUCAGCUGACUGGGAGGAGGUUUGUGUUUGUGUUUGCUGCUCUCUUUAGAUCACUCCUGGUUUUUUAGCUCUAUUCCCAGUAUUUUAUUGUAUUCUUUACUGUUUUGUAUUUCUGGUAAUCCAGAUUAGAGUCCUCUGUACUGUGAACACGCCCAUGAAUGAACACUGUCCCAUCGAAAUGAACAUUUAACUAAACUAAACUAAACUAAAGUAAAGUAAACUAAAGUAAACUAAACUAAAGUAACCUAAACUAAACUAAAGUAAACUAAACUAAACUAAACUAAAGUAAACUAAAGUAAACUAAACUAAAGUAAACUAAAGUAAACUAAAGUAACCUAAACUAAACUAAACUAAACUAAAGUAAACUAAACUAAAGUAAACUAAACUAAACUAAAGUAAACUAAACUAAACUAAAGUAAACUAAACUAAAGUAAACUAAACUAAAGUAAACUAAAGUAAACUAAAGUAAACUAAAGUAAACUAAACUAAAGUAACCUAAACUAAACUAAACUAAACUAAAGUAAACUAAAGUAAACUAAAGUAAACUAAACUAAACUAAACUAAACUAAAGUAAACUAAAGUAAACUAAAGUAAACUAAACUAAAGUAAACUAAACUAAAGUAAACUAAAGUAAACUAAACUAAACUAAACUAAAGUAAACUAAAGUAAAGUAAACUAAACUAAACUGAAGUAAACUAAACUAAAGUAAACUAAACUAAAGUAAACUAAACUAAAGUAAACUAAACUAAACUAAAGUAAACUAAACUAAACUAAAGUAAACUAAACUAAAGUAAACUAAACUAAAGUAAACUAAACUAAAGUAAACUAAACUAAACUAAACUAAACUAAACUGAAGUAAACUAAACUAAACUAAAGUAAACUAAACUAAACUAAACUGGAAAGUGUUUUUCUCCUGACACCAAAUAAUAAUUAUUAGACCAGGUUAGUAAAUAUAGUAAAUAUAGUAAACAUAGUAAAUAUAGUAAAUAUAGUAAAUAUAGUAAAUAUAAUCCACAGGAUGAACGAGGCCCAAAUAUUUGUUUAAUGUUGAAAUAAUUAUCACAUUUAAGUUAAAUCAGCCGUUCUUGAAAGAAACAGAGAAAGUCUUUGUGUUAAACGAGCUCUCAUCAUCAUCAUCAUCAUCAUCAUCAUCAUCAUCAUCAUCAUCAUCUUCAUCAUCAUCAUCACCAUCAUCAUCAUCAUCAUCAUCAUCAUCAUCAGUGUGAGUGGGUUCAGACGGCUCCACUGCCUUAUAUAGAGGUCCCUGUGAGACAGGUCCAGGUCCAGGUCCCCUAUUUAUUAUUUAUUAAAAUAAAUAAACUAAAGUCUCAUUUAAAGGAACAUUUUGGUAAAAGAAAAAUUCUAUUAUAUUUUUGUUUUAUUAAAAUGAUCAGAAGGUCCUCUGUUAGUCAGGUAAACGUGAAUAUAUGUGUGUGAGUGUGUGACAUAUGUGUGUGUGUACGUGUGUGUGUGUGUGCGUGUGAACAUGUGUGUGUGUGUGUGUGUGUGUGUGUGUGUGUGUGAGAGGUUAGUCUCCCUUUAUUUACGUUAUUGAUCGAACAGCUGAAGGAAACAACGAAGUUCAAAAAUGAACUCACUGCUGUGACACACACACACACACACACACACACACACACACACACACACACACACACACACUCACAGUGACCUUUUCCUCCACAGACCCUCAGGCUUCCUGCUCCACCUGAAAACUCUCGUCUCUCUCUGACGGAGAUCUACGACCUCCUCUGGAUCCUGAAUUAAGUUCUCCUGAAACAGAACGUGGAUCUGAGUUCUGUGGGUUUAAAACGUCCCAGAACCAGAACCAGAACCAGUUUACUGCUGCCUGAUUCCCUCUCUGGACUCAGAGACCCCCCCUCGAAGUCCUCAUGCAGGUCCAGACUCCAGAACAAAUAAACCACUUUAAUGACUUUAUUGAUUAGUUUUCAAUCAUUUCGGGUCACAGUGUCGCUGACAAGAACUCGAUGGUUCUGUAUCCUGGUGAAACGACGCUCCACUACGUUCAGUCAGACCGGGUCAGACCCUGCAGCAGCAGAACCGCCAACCCACCCCUCCUGAUGUAAUGACGGCGUUGGUUUAGAGGAGAAAAGAGCCUCCAGGAGAAGAACUCAUUAUUUCUGAAACACAUCCACCCUGACCUUUCCAGGUAAUAGACUGUUCCCCCCUCACAGCAACAACCACCUGAGCGACGCCGCUCAUGUAGAACGACCACGAUACGAACAUCAGUCCUGCUGCCUCGAACAUGAGGACGACUCAUAUAUAAACUAAUAUUAUAUUAAUGAUGAACUAAUGAGGGAAGGACAAACUGUUGAACCCUUAAAAACUCUUCAUUCUGUCCCGUUCACUUCCACCUCCAGAACCUGAUCUGGACCCUCAGUCUGUCCUCAGUCCUCUGCUCAUGGACAGGAUGAAGAGACACUGAUCAGUAAAUCAUUAAACAUUAAUAAUAAUAAUAAUAAUAAUAAUAAUAAUAAUGAAGACACAGACAGACAUGUUGAUUUUUUACAGUAUUUACAGUAAAGAAGAUUAAAAAAAAAUCACUGUGAUCCAAACCAAACCACCGCCCUCAAGAGAACAGGACCGGCUGACCUUCACACUGCAGAUCUGCUGUGUGCUGGAAGACGACCAUAGGGCUCUACGGCAGAGCUCCGCCUGAGGGCUCUGAGCUCUCAGACGGAGCUCUGCAGUAGAGCCCCCAGUUGUUAAUAAACACAUACUUCUGUUUAACCGCAGCUGAAAAACGUGGAAACUGUGAGUGUGGACGGAGCUACGGUGGCCGAAAACUGCCAAUGCUGCAAAUAAAAAAAGAAUAAUAAUGAAAAAAAAAGAAGUCACAACAAAAGCAAAAAAAAAAACAAAAACAAAGACCGCUGCAAAAAAAAAGAAACUGCAGAUUAAAAAAAAAAGAAGUUACUUACUGCGAAAAUAAAAGGGUGCAGAUUUUUGAAUAAAAAAAAGGAAGUUAAUGACGUAAAAAAAAAGAAUCCGAAGCCUGCUGCAAAUAAAAAAGAAACAGUGCAGUUAAAAAAAAAACACCACAGAAGUAAAUGACACAAAAAAAGGGGUGAUGCAAAAGAAAAAAUAAAAGGAUGCAAAUAAAAAAAGUCCACAACAGAAGUAUCUGCUGGGGACCGAUAAUGAUGACGCACCGUUGUUUUACGAUCUCGGUACAGAAGACGACGGCGAGAAGACGAUCAAAGAAGUUCGUGUAAAGGUUCUUGUUUAAUUUGACUGAAGUCUAACUGGAGGAUGUCGGAGUAGAGUUAGCUUCAGUUCAUCGUCAUACGGACUCAGGCCCGACACGGUUAAACCACAUUAAAAAGUUUACAAAGUGAAAUUAAUCAAUAACCUUUCCAUGAACUCCUUUGAUCGUCUUCUCGCCGUCGUCUUCUGGACCUUCUUUUUUUUUUUGCAUCGGUAACUUCUGUUGAGUCUUUUUUUUUUGCAUUCUUUUUUAAAAUUUGCAGCAGUGGCAGUUCUCGGCCUCCGUACUAAACACUACGAUAAUAUCCUCGCUGAUGCAGAUCUGAAACAGGACGCCAAGAAACCGAAACUCAUUUACAACAAUGAACAGAUGAGCGGGAGGGGUGUUAUCUGUCCACACGAGGGUCCUGUCAGUCUGUCCUCACACGUCCAUGUCCUCAAACGUCCACGUCCUCACCCGCCUCCCCUAAUCCUCAGAUUAGGACGUGAAAUCAACCAGCUCCAACCUUCCAGAUGAAUUUAGUCGGGGGUGGAGGGUCAGAGAUGUUUCUGCUCGUUGUCCAGCCCUGAGAGACCCCCGCAGAGAGAACGUCUCUGAGUCCACUGAAGGACAGCCGCUCAUCCAAGCGGAGAAGAUAACAGGAGACAGGAAGUCGAUCCCUUCAGGGACAGACGGGGGCGGAGCCUCCAUGUUGAUUAAAGAUUGAAUUCAUGCAGCCGUUCCAGCAGUUCAGGGGUUAAACUUCACCUCCACCUGUCUGUGAGGGAGUCCAGCUACGACACGCAGAAACCUGAUUGGCUGAGUUUUACUUCACUGAGCAUGCUCCGAACCCCUGACCCAGAGACGCACUCCCAUGAUCCUCUCUGUUCAUGCAGACAUCAGCGAAGACUUCUGCUCCCAGAGAGUCUGAACUUGGCGGCUGAAUCAAUACGGAGCAUUACUCUGAACAAACAUCAACAUUAUGGCGUCCGCUCACAUGCAUCAUCGCCGCCGCCGCUCUCUCGGGCAGAAAAUGGACUCUCAGAGCUCUGAGGAAGGUUCAGAUGAGUCCCUCAAGACUUACUGGGUUUAGAUUUCACAGCUGAUGGUCCCGGUCAGAGAAUAGACGCCGUCUGCCUCCUCUCUGUGAGAACAGCGCCCUCUGGUGACGGGCUGCAGUACCAAGAUUGUGUAGCUCACCCGGAGCGUCAUCACAGCGUCAACGGAGAAAAAAACACGGAAUUACGGAGAACGUUUCAGCUUCAGUAUCCUGGCGGGACGAGGAGUAAAUAGAGUCUGUGGUCCCGGUGUCUGGGUCAGGAGGAGGUCAGGGAGGCGGGUCUGAGAGGAACCUCAUUUCUCACAGGUGUCGUUGUUGUAGACCUCCAUGUCCUGCAGACUGGAGGCGUCCGUGUCGUCUCCGGCGCUGCUCAGACUGUUUCUGAAGGACAGUCCUCCGAUGAAGGGGUACAUGGUCCCGGUGAAGAGCUCUCUGAUGUUGUAGUGGGGCAGUUCUGGGUCCGGUCUCUCGGGUUUGGGUUCACACUUGCCCUCCAUGGCUUUGUUCCUCUGGUAGUACUUGGAGAACUUGUUGAAGAUGAUGGUGAUGGGCAGAGCGACCACCAACAGUCCACAGACGAUACACAGAGUCGCCACGAUCUUCCCCGGCAGCGUCACCGGGCAGGUGUCUCCGUAACCCACCGUCGUCAUGGUGAUGGUAGCCCACCACCACCCUGAGGGGAUGGUCCCCAGAUCCGUGCUCUGAGCCUCUUUCUCCGCAAAGUAGAUCAGCGCCGAGAAAAUGGAGAUCCCCACGGAGAGGAAGAGCAGCAGCAGACCCACCUCGUGGUAGCUGUGGCGGACCGUCGCUCCCAGCGCUCGCAGUCCGAUGGAGUGGCGGGCCAGUUUGAGGAUACGAAGGACCCUCAUCAGGCGCAGAACCUGCACCACCUUCCCCACGUUCUCCAAGUCCUCGCUCUCCUCGGCGGUUUCCUCAUCGGCUGUCUCCAGAGCUAACGUGGCGUAAAACGGCAAAAUGGAAGCCACGUCGAUGAUGUUCAAAGGGUUCCCGAGGAACUUCCUGCGGGACGGAGCGACGAUCAGUCUGAUGAUGAACUCAGCCGAGAAACAGGCGAUGCAGAUCACCUCAAGGACGGCGAGGACCGGAUCCUCGAUGGGUCUUUCGUUUUCGUCCAGGCGCUGGAACUCGGGCAUGCUGUGGACGCACAUGGCGAUAAUGGAGGUCAAGACCACGCUGAGGGAGGCCACGGCGAUAACCUUGGACGCCGUCGAGUGACCCGGAUCCUCCAGCCGAAGCCAAAUGUAGCUCCUGACCUCGCCACACCACGCCCCUUUAAACUUGGCCAGGUCUUUGUCCAGAGCCGAGAGCUCCUCGAAGGACGAGUCCAGGCUGGGCUGCUGCUGGUCGUCGCUCCGGAUGUCCCAGUCCCGGUCCUCCAUGUACUCCUUCCUCUCAUGGUACCAGUUACUGCAGCAGGAACUCAGGUGAAGUUCCUGGAUCCCCCAGUACUCGAUCUCCUGGCUGAAGGAGAAGACGCACAGCUCCUCCAUCGUGUGGAUCUGUCCCGUGUUGUAGAAGUUGAGGACACAGAGGAAGACCCGCGGGUUCCUGUCGAAGUAGAACUCCCUCUCCGCCGGGUUGUAGUCGUCGCACAGCUCUAGGAUCGCCGCCUCGCUCCGACAGCGCAGCAGACGAGCCAGCCGCGUGUGAGGGAACCGGAGCAGGGUCCCCGGGUCCACUUUGUGCCGGACACCUCCCACGUUGAGGUGGAUCUGGUCCUCCUGGCUGCCCCGCGGGUGGAGGAAUUGCCCGUACCCCAUGGUCCUGAUGGUGCAGAGUUAUCACAACGAGAGAGGAAGUCUGUCAGCGUUAUAGAUUUUAUGACAAGAAAAUGUGCAACAAGCAUUUUCAGACAGGCGAGGGGGGGGGGGGACUGAUGCAUUUAUUCAGGGGGAGGGUGAGGAGGGUGAGGAGGAGGGUGAGGAGGAGGAGGAGGAGGAGGAGGAGGAGGCCACAUUUAAGGGCUGUGUUUGUGGAGCACAUUAGUCUCCUGGAGGAAGAGAGAAAAUCAAUAGCGCUCACACAGGAAAUGGUUUCAGCUGGAGAGAGUGAAGAAGCGCGAGCCGCCGCCGCCGCUGCUGCUGUCACUUCGUGGAUUAUUAGCAGAGGAAUCGAAUUACAGAGCGGCGCGGGCAAACACGGAGAGGCAACAAGUCCAAACCUAAAACCUGAUCCAAACACAUCUAUGUAGGUCUAGAUCUAUGUGGGAGAUUCACUCUCAGAGAAUCUCCCACUUCUGUGAAAUCAGAGUGAAAAUAAGAGUCAGCCGUACCUGAACUUGGAGCCUUUCUUUCCAUCAAAACUACUUUUCUCAGUCAGCGGGGUCAGGGUUCAGGAGGAGGGAGGAGGAGACCGGGGCGCAGCAGCAGGUCCGGGGACGAGGAGGAGGACAGGACUGCUGCUGCUGCUGCUGCUGCUGCUUCACGGACGGGACAAGAGGAGUCAGGGGCGGGACACCGGGGCUCCGGCACUUAGUUCCCUUUUACAGCGAGGAGAGAGAGAGAGGGAGGGACGGGAAGGGAGGGGAGGAGGGAGGAGGAAGGAGGGAGGGAGGAGGGAGGAGGGAGGAGGGAGGAGGGAGGAGGGAGGGACCGCACAGAGGGAGGAAAGCCCUGCGAGAAAAAAACUGCAACAGCCUCUAAAAAAAAAGCUGUUUUUGUUUUUUUAAAUGAGGUUCUAUUAACUGUAUUACGGUAAUCUCCUCAGAGCUGUUUCUGUAGUUUUAGAUAAUCAUGGUAUUUCUAUAGUGAGACGUGUUUUUUCUGGUCAGUGUGUUUUAUAUAUGAGUGAAGAGUGAACCUGCAGUGAGGAUUUAAAGCCUGUUUAAUAUUUUACAUGAAAUCUCACUCUGAACAUGUUUAUGUCAAAGUGGUUCAUCUGGAGGAGGACGUGAAAAAAAACACACACUGACAUUUCAGUCUGACUGACGACAACCAGCCUGUGACGCUGUAGAGAUGGAGGGGUGAGAUGAUCAUGAUCGAGUCUCUGCAGAUAUUUCAGGAUGUUCUUCAUCCCUGUAAACUGAACUGUCAUCAUACAGCAGGACAACAAAAACAGGGUCUCCUAUGGUCAACUUACCCCGGGUACAUGUUCACGUUAAACAAGGUCAACGAUGUGAUGAAACGCCCUGGACUAGAGGAGCGCUCGACUCAGAGGAGAACAGAUAAAACACACAAGAAGUUCUGAGAGGAAGACAAUAAAACAACGACACAAACAAAUAUAUUUAUUAAAGGAGGAAUAAAAGUAAGAGAGACAAACUGAGAUAUUUACCAAGUGAAGAAGUGAUGCAGAAGGUGCUGAGUGUGACUGGAUGAAAUGGAGGAGAAGUCGGUGGAUAAAUGGAGGGAUGAGAAUGAUCACAUUUCACAUGAUAAAUAAUGAUGUUGUUGUAUUUCAGUCACGUAACAGUCACUUCUUCAUAUUCAUUCAAACUGAAGGAACGUUGUAUUUCUGUAAAAAUAACAAUCUGAACAAAGACGUCAAAGAAUCCAAGUCAAACAUUUAAAGGGGGCAGAUUAAUAAGAUUAGUCCUCUUUCUGCUCCUUUUCAUUCAAGACAGGAGAACGUUUGUAUUUAAAUUAAUUUAAAUACAAUUAUUUAAAAUACUCUAUUCAACUGGUACAAUCAUUCUUUUUAUUAUUAUUUCAUAUAACUGCUAAAAAAACAACAUCAGAAGAUGAGAACGUCUGUAAGAGAAGAUCCACAGAUCUGUAAACUCUGAUCCUUCUUUACUGUCUCUGUUCCCCCUGAACUACGAUGAAGACUUUAUUAGUCCUCCAGGAUUAAAUGGUGGACUUUAAUAUUUCUGACCUCAUGUUGGAGCUCACAGAAACCACAGCUGAUGAUAAAACUCAUUUAAGAUCUUUAUUUCUAAUCAAACUGACGACUAAAGACUAAAUUCACUUUAAAUCUCGAACCUCUUCUUCACCCAUGAGCUUCAAACCUUCACUGACUCCAUGAACUGACGACCAUCUCCGUAAGAUUUGGUCACAUGAUCAAUUUCUUUGACCAUUUACAAGAAACAGGGGAGGGGGCUCAACGUACCCCGGUCUCCCCUACUUGGCAGCUGGAGGUCCAACACACCUUCAUGGAGGACGUUUAAAAACGUCUCCUUCAGUUUAUGACUAAAACCUCUCGGUGUCUGAGCGUCCUCUGGACUCAGGCUCUGAUCUGAGGUGGGUCCUGGUCCUCAGAGGAAGACCUGCAGACCUGCUCUGUUCAUCUUUACUUCGGCAGAAACGAGUGAGUGAAUAAAUCAAUGAAAGGAAGUUGGUCCCCCCUGAGUCUGCUCUGAGUUAUGAGACACUGUGAGAACGAGGAGUUUUUCUGAUGUUGACAGCAGAUGUUACCUGUACAGGUGAUGAAGAUGAGCUCAGAUCUUCUGUCUCUUCUUCUUCACAUCUCACACUCACUGUCAGAGUCUUACCAAAGGACACGCUGAACCUCAGCCCUCCAGCUAAGAGACAAAACAAGAUAUUCCUUCAUUAACGUCCGUUUUAAUUACAGCAGCACAUAAAUAAAGAAAUGAAAGAGUUAAAAAGAUGAUAUUGAUAUUUACAGACACUGAACGACUCCCUGCUGAGACACAGACCCUCCACAGACAAUAAAAACAGGUUUAUCAUGAGGUCAGGGGUCAACGGAGGAGAAGGACUCAAAAAUAAAAAAAGGAGAUUAAAAAGAAAUAAAAGAAAAAAAAAUAAAAACUUUAAAAUGUCCAAAUAAAAAAAAUCACUGAAGAAAAAAAAAAAAAAGUAAAGUGACAAAAACACAAAAACACAAAAACACAAACAGACAAACAACGAACCAACAAGAACAGACACAGGUGAGACUGAUGAGAGAUAAACAACUCCUACAAAAUAAAACAGGAAAUGAAGAAUCAACUCCUACAAAAUAAAACAGGAAAUAAACAAAGAAUCAACUCCUCCAAAAUAAAACAGGAAAUAAACAAAGAAUCAACUCCUCCAAAAUAAAACAGGAAAUAAAGAAUCAACUCCUACAAAAUAAAACAGGAAAUAAAGAAUCAACUCCUACAAAAUAAAACAGGAAAUAAACAAAGAAUUAACUCCUACAAAAUAAAACAGGAAAUAAACAAAGAAUCAACUCCUCCAAAAUUAAAUAGGAAAUAAACAAAGAAUUAACUCCUACAAAAUAAAUCAGGAAAUAAAGAAUCAACUCCUACAAAAUAAAACAGGAAAUGAAGAAUCAACUCCUACAAAAUAAAACAGGAAAUGAAGAAUCAACUCCUACAAAAUAAAACAGGAAAUAAAGAAUCAACUCCUACAAAAUAAAACAGGAAAUAAACAAAGAAUCAACUCCUACAAAGUAAAACAGGAAAUAAACAAAGAAUCAACUCCUACAAAAUAAAACAGGAAACAAACAGAAAACAGGAGGUAAACGGUCAAACUGAACCUGACAGACUGAACUUCAGGGAAAAUAAACUCAGAUAAUAAAACCGGUAAAAAUAAUCAGAUCAUUUAAUGACUCAGGAACAUGUUUCUGUCUUUAAUCUUGUUCAGAUAUUUUCACUGUUGAUCUGAAAAAUCUGAACUUUUGUUUUGAAGGUGAAAAUAAUGAAGGGGAUAAAUGUUGUGAGAAACUUUGUGGUUUGUUCUUCCUCUUCGAUGAUCGUUAAACCUCUUCUUCUUCACGCUGAGAGCGGAUGAACCACAGACUGACUUUGUCUCCAGCUGAUCCACCUCCUCAUACUGGUUCAGUCUGUCUUUAAACCAGUUCAGAUACUGGUCUGCACAAUCACCCCCAUCAGGCUGUGAUGGGAUUCACCUGUGUGUGGGUCUAUUAGUGGAACAGGUGAGUCCCUGAUCCUGCCCAGAGGUUCAACACAAACUCCAGUCAAAGUGCAGAAGAAGAAGAAGGACUCCACUGUCUCCACCUUCAGCAUGUUCUCUGGAUCAGGGUUUGUGUUUCAGGUUUUUAUAAACUUCUGUUUCCUGCUGCUCUUCUUCCUUCUCAGAUGUUCGGUCUCUUCCAGGUGGAUCUUCUUCCUCCUCCUCCUCGUCUUUGGAGCUGCAGAAGCUCAACACAAACCGCCUAUCAGUGAGUUUCUCAGACGUGGUUUGGAGGUCACAGAGUUACCUGAUGAACUUUGGCUGCAGACUAACGUGGACUUUCCCCUCAGGUGUCCACUCUCAGUGUCUGGGGAGUGUCCUGCGUGUGGACGUCGGUCCACUCGGAGGACAUCAGCUGGAAGUUUCUGCUGUGAUCAGUAAGAAAACUCUUCUGAGUGUUUCAGCUCUUUGUCUCGGCUCUCCUCUCUAACUGCUCCUCCUUCUCCUGCUCCUCCUGCUCCUCCUCAGAUGGCUCGGCCGUCCCUCUGACCCCGGCUUUGGCCUCUCAGUGCGGCUUCAGUCUGAAGAGGAACCAGCUGGGGAGGGCUCAGAUUUACGCCUCCCUUCAAAACUGUUUCGCUGCAAAUGAGGUAAAAAAAGUGGAUGAUUUUCCACAUGAGCGUCUGUCUCUGCUGAGCGUUUCUGAGUCUCAUUUUCAUUCGUCUGUAGAACGAUAAAACCUUCACCACCACAUUAAACCUCCGCCUGUACGGGAACCGGAUGGGUGACGACCAGCUGUACCAGGUGGCAGAAACCUGCCGUUACACUUCCUGGGCCUCCAGGGAAAUCAUCUGUUCCAGCAACUAUAUGGAGGCGAGUGACGGCGGCGGGACGCUCAGGGGUCACGAUCAGGGGUCACGAUCAGGGGGUCGUGUUUAGUCUGUGAUGCAGUCUGCGCUGAGUGUGGAUGAAUGAAAUGGAGGAUGAGUCGGUGGAUAAAUGAGGGAUGUUCAUGUUGUAUUUCACAUCACAGUUUAGUGGGUUGUUGCACAGAGUGUUGUCUGUUGGUUCUGUCAGGAGUUGAGUUCGUGAAGUGUUCGUUGGUAGGUCGGUGGUUUCAUUAUCAGUUAUCUCUGAUGGCUUCACUUCCAGGUGUCGGUGGAAAGAGCAGCUCCAGACGACUACGUCCUUCCUGAACAUCCGACCACAGGAGCUAAUCCAGCGUCAGGAGAUCCUCGGCGGGACGCAGAGGUUUUUAAAGCUCAUUUAAUCCUUUUUUUAAUGUUCCUAAAACCUUCUUUCUUUAACUUCUGGGUUUGGUUCUGUCCCCACAGAAACCCCUCAUAGACCCAGGAUUCAGGAUCACCACGCUGGUCUUCUACACUCCUGAAGAAAGGAUCAUGCCGGUGGCUGAGGCCCAGAGGAACGGUUACGGGAUCGCAAACACGGCCACGCGGCUGUUCCUGAGAAGUCCGAAGGUUUCCCAGGAAACGUACACGGAGAGUGUGAGUGGGCCGAGUCCCCGACCAGAACCCUCAGAGAAUCACUCAGUCCAUUCGAUCUGCUGCAGCCGACCAUAAGAGGAAGAUCUAAUAAUGUCAUCAAAGUGAACCGGAUCCUUCUGUGUCUGCACACAGACCGAGGGAGAGGAGGGAGAGAGGGAGGAGGAGGAGGAGGAGGAGGAGGAGGAGGUCGCUCUCACUCAUGUUGUUGUUGUUGUUGUGGAGUUAAAUGUUGAAUGUUCAUGUGUCAUAUUACAGAAGUUCUCCCCCCUCCUCCUCCUCCUCCUCCUCCAUGACUCCUUCAGUCACACGGACCAAUCAAACUCCUCUAACCUCCUGAUUUGAUGUUUUCACGCCGCAGGUCUCAGGAGUUCCCAUGAGCGUGCUCAAAACCUCCACCGUCUUCGAGAAGAAGUGGAUGGCGACUCAGAUAGACGCGGCGGUGGCCUGUCCUGAUGUUGACGGUGAGUUCUAGAGAAGAUCCCGGUUCUCUCUCGUCUCCAUCUUUGUGUGAGGUUUUUUUUUCUGCUGAGGAGGUCCUGGACUCUUCUGAACCUUCUCAUCUCCACAGGAAGUGUCUCUCUGACUGAAGACACCAUCAGCUGGUUCCUCCCCGGACACAUCGACCCCCUGCUGUCCUCCGGUCAGUUCUACCUGUUGGAGGUCCACAUGGGGGUGGACGGUCAGAGGCUGGACCCCACUGAGAUGGCCGCCAGAGGUUAUUCCCUGUCGGUCAACGACAUGCACAUCGUCGUGGAGAUUCCAGUUGGAGCUGCUGGAGGUCAUUUCAAAGUGAGAUUUUAAGGUUUUAAAGUUCCUACAAAGUCCAGACUGAAGGGUUCGGCAAAACACGAUAAAUAACGAUUAAAUAUUUAGAUCGGACCGAUCCGAGAAAGGCAGGAUUCAAACUAACGUGAGGGACUUUAACGUAGUAAGAACCUGAGGAAAAAUCUGUGAGUUUUGCUGAGUCAUGGUCAGGACGGUCUCUUGUGUUUUUGUAGAGUCAUGUUUAGGAUGGUCUACAUUCGUUUUUUGGAGAGUCAUGUUAAGGUCCGUCUAAUUUUUUUGCAGAGUCGUGGUCUGUAUUUAUAUUUUGCUGAGUCAUGCUAAAGACGGUCUAUAUUAAUUUUUGCAGAGUCAUGUUAAAGACGUCUCCUUUUUAUUUCAUUGCUGAGUCAUGUUCAGGAAGUCUGUCUUGUCAUUUGUUGCUGAGUCAUGUUCAGGAAGUCUGUAUUUAUUUUUGCUGAGUCAUGUUUCAGGACGGUCUGUCUUGUCAUUUGUUGCUGAGUCAUGUUAAAGACGGUCUCUUGUUUUUUGCAGAGUCAUGUUCAGGACGGUCAGUACCUCAGGUCUUACUCCAUCGAGCCGAUGCUGGAGGUCCUCUGGGUUGAAGACUCGACCCACGAGGACACACGGUACCGGGUCCUCCUCCCAAUCACGACCCCGCCCAUGUCUCAGUCGGUUCAGGUUCUGGACAGUAAGUCUUCUCCUGGUUCUGGUCCGGUUUGUGAGUCCCAGAGACCCUCUGCUGCUUUAACGUCUUCGAUGUUUCUGCUCCUCAGACACGGUCCCUGAGGAGCGGAUCUUCAAAGUGCUGCUCGGGCCCCUGGGCUCGGAUGUGGUUCUGAUGAAUGUGAGCUUCUCCUCGGAGGUUCUGAGCGUGUCGGAGUGUAACCUCCGGGGUUUUAACGUCAUGGAGCACGUGUCCCCGAACAGCAGCUCCAAGGUCUUCACGCUGGAGGUGCCCUUCACGGACCCGGUGGUUCUGCAGACGGUAAAGUUCUUGGUUCUUCUCUGCAGAGACGGACUCGGACUCGGUCCUCCUCUGACUGGACUCUGAUUGUCUCCUCAGGGACAAACCGGGACGACCGUCUUCUCUCUCCACGUGACCUUUGGCCUCCUGGUCCUGCCCGAGUUCGCUCCGUUUUCUCUCUCUGCGUACCUGGAGGAGACCUUAGUGGACAUCGGUGAGGACCGAUCAGAUUUAGAGGAGCUGAUUGAGAACUGAUCAGGAUGAUUGAUCACCUCAGAUGUCUGAUUUCUUCUCAGUGUCUCACCCUAAAAUCUGCGUAAUAACCCUUUUUUAGUCCCUCCCUCCGUCUCCGGCGGCUGCGAUGAGGAAAACUUCUACAUCCUGGUGAAACACGGGAGUCCAGGGUUCGAGUUCCAGACUUUGGUGGGGACUCGGAUCCUGACCCCUCAGCUGGCACAGCAGUACGGCUUCAUGGACAACGGGACCCACUUCAGUUUUGAGGUUCCGAUUACGGCCCCUGAAGUCCAGUUUGAGGUACGCUCAGAGUCUGAGAGAAGAACCGUCCUGGAGGUUCUUGUCUUCUGUUUUUGACCCUCCUUCUGGUCUCUGAAAUCCUCUCAGGCGGUCCAGUCUUCGACCAUCAGGAGCAGGAUCGACGUGGUUCUGAGGAACCAAGAAACCAGCAGAAGAAUCCAGGACUUCUCGUUGGCCUGUGACUUCGUGACGACGCUGACGGGUUCGUUUUCACGAGUUUUUUUAACUUUUAUCGACUAAAAAAACGAUCGGUCCAAACUCAGGUCCGGUUCUGGUCUUUCAGAGUGCUUUCCCAACGGGACCAUGACGGCCUGGGCGGUAAAACUGGAGUCUGUUCCCAGUCUAAACCUGGCCCAGCUCACACUCAGAGACCCCACCUGUGGCCCCGCCUACAGCGACGACCGCUACGCUUACUUUGUCUUCACUGCGAACUCGUGUGGGACGACCAGGAAGGUAGAUCUGGUCCUGAGAACCUCAGAGGUCUCAGAUGUUGGUCUGAAAGAACGCUGAGUUAACAAAAACCCGGUUCUGGUGUCUGGUUCUCAGUUCCUGCCCAACAUGAUGCUCUACGAGAACGAGAUCUCUCUGCCCGACGAGCUGGAGAUGAGGAGAACUUCACGGAGGGAGGAGCCCGAGUACGAGUGAGUCAGGAUCCACCUGCAGAAGGUUUGAAGGUUCAGUCACUGGUCCAGUUUCAGAGACGACCUCGGUUUAGAGACGUAGGCGGGUGCAGUUAUAAAAAAACACAAAACGGACAAAAAACCAGCUGAGGAACUUUGAGGAUUUUUCAGGGUCACGUCAUUUUUGUAUCUGACUAACAUGAGGGUCCAGUGAGACGUUUGACAGUCCACCAGGUUCUUCUGGAGGUUUGGGUCCACCUGGACGUGAGUUUGAGUAAAACCUGGUUCUGGGUCUCUGUCUCUCUCUCUCUCCCUCCGUCUUCUUUCAGGUUGAAAGUUUCCUGUUACUACGACAUCAACAAAACGCACGCCGUGGCCUUCCGCGCCAGACCUCGCAGAAGUCAACCACACGCUGAAGACGCCAAAGGAGCGCUGCAGGUGGAGAUGAGACUCGCUCUGGGUAAGAGGAACCAUCUGUGUGGACUUUAAAGCUCCUGUGGAGUCCAUCAAAGACCACAGGGGGCGCCAAAACUUUGGUGACAGUAGGAAAACUCGGCUCGGAGUCUGGGGUGAUCCAGGUCUUGUGGAUCCUCUUUUUUUUUCAGAUAAGUCCUACAGAGAGUUUUAUGGGGGUCAGGGCUAUCCUGUGUCCAAGUACCUUCAGCAGCCGCUCUUCUUCGAGGUGGAGCUGAUGAAGUCCAGGGACCCCAAGAUCUCAGUGGAGCUGGAGAACUGCUGGGCGACCCUCGAUGAAGACCGGACAUCCCGACCCAGAUGGGACCUCAUCAUCAACGGGUAACUGAACGGGUCUGAAUCCAGUCCUGCAUGUAGAGAAAGGAAAAACCACAUUAGGGUCAGAACUGUUCAGAGUCCAGACCUGGUCCUGGUCCUGAAGACCUAAAACGGUCCUCCAGCUCAAGGAUCAGAUCUUAAAUCUGAACCCUUUCCUUUCAGCUGUGUAAACCCGGUUGAUCCAUAUCAGCUGAUCCUCCAUCCGGUCUGGCCCGGUGGCAGAGUCCAGUACCCCCCUCAUUUCAAGCGCUUUGAGGUCCAGAUGUUUGCCUUCUCUGAGGACCAGGAGAACCUGAGUCGACAGGUAGAUGUUGUAGUUUUUUAAAGGUGUGGGUCUAAAACUGAACCCUCAUCUGUCUCUCUGACCCUCUCAGGUGUUUGUCCACUGUGACGUGGUGAUCUGUGACCCCCAAAACCCCCAGGGUGGGGUGUGUAGUGGACCGUGUCCAAACCAGGAGAACAAGAGAAAAAGUAGGAGAUCCUGGUUUUGGUGGUUUUAGGGGAAAGAUCUGAAAAGGGUCUGACUGUGUUUCUUCUCUUCCAACAGGUCUGAGACGAGCAGCUGAUGGUGGUUCUGACUCCAACCAUGUGUCCUCAGGACCCAUAAUCCUCCACUAAACCCUGAACCUGAAGAUGGUUUUAAUAAAGUUCAUGACACUCACCUGAG
Molecule: messenger RNA, 16485 nt
Organism: Xyrichtys novacula (pearly razorfish)
Lineage: Eukaryota; Metazoa; Chordata; Actinopteri; Labriformes; Labridae
Source: the annotation of a GenBank genome assembly